UAGUGAUUUCAAGUUGAAAAAAGUGAUACACUUAUUUAUAAAUUGGGAUUGUAUCAAUUGAUGUUACAUGAUUUACUUUCAGAACAAGAAAAAAAAAACUUAUAUAGAUAAAUUAUUGCAUUCUAUGACCUAUUUAAAAAAGUAAGAUGUAUCAUGGUUUAGGGAUAUCCUUAUCAAUUUAGGAGCUUUCUCCUCUUAUUGUAACAAUUGAUUUCAUCAAUAAAGUUUAUCGCACUUUCAUCAAUUCAACAAAGAAAUUUUGAAUCACAUAUCUUCUUAUACCGCGAUUCUCUCUCGCUCUCUCUCUCUCCUUACGCUCUGCUAGGGUUAGGGUUUGGUGAUUGAAUUGUGCGGUGCCCACCUUGAUUUCAUGGCCGCUGCUAUUGCUUCCAUGACUGCUAGACUUGCGACUAGGCUGUCGCUGAAGGACGGCGAAGAGCCAGUGGAUUUAGGAAACCUACGAAGCCCGGGGAAAGAGUUCCUGGCUCGGAACUUCUACCUAGUCGGGAGAUUGAAUAGUAGCCGAGCGGUGGUUCUGGAUUCCUUCCGUAGCGCCAUCAGAUCUAUAUGGCGUCUGACGGGCACUGUUGAGGUUCAACCUCGUGCUGAUCGUUUCUUGUUUACGUUUACUCAUGAGCGUGAUAUUGCCAGAGUGAAGAAGGGAGGACCGUGGGGAUUUCAGCGGGCUAUGGUGCUCCUCAAUGACUACGAUGGCUUUUCUGACAUCUCUGCCGUCAAGCUUGACUUUGUGUGGAUCUGGGUGGAGGUGCAGGGUCUUCCUCCAGGAAUCUUAACUGAACCAACGGUUCGGUUGAUUGGUGAAACUAUUGGUGAAGUGUUGCAGGUUGAUCGGACUGCUUUGCGCCAAGGAUCUGCACGUGUGCGUCUUGUUCUUCCCAUUAAUGAUCCGGUUCGCCUGAACCGUAGGGUUAGGGUUUCCCCUGUGGAUAUUCUAACACUCCAGUUUCGGUACGAAAGACUGCUAGGUUGUUGCAGGCAAUGUGCGAUGGUUACGCAUGGAGGAGAGAGAUGUCCCUUAGAGACGGAGGAUGAGGCGGCGUCCCUCGAGGGCUCGAGUUAGCCUCAAACGGCGGGGCCUUCUCUCCCAACCCUUGUCUUUCGGGCCAAUGCUCAAACUACGGCUCCUCCUUCCCUUUUUCCGGCCUUCAAACUACCUAACUUGUUGAAGAGGACUGUGCAGAUCAGGUCUUUACCGGAGGAUGUAGAUGGGUCCCCGUCCGAAGGAACCUCAGCUCAGGGCCAACUCAUUGGUGUGCGACGUCAGAGAGAAGUAGAAUUACCAAUUGAGGGCAAAAAAGCCAAGCAUAGUCUGGCUUUGAUUCCGGUCGGGUUAUAGCCGGAGAAUCUCGGCUUUGAUGUAUCUACUGAGGGGCUAUAUGAGGUGUCCAUUGCCUCGGCUCCUAAAGUAUACAAGAAACGA
Molecule: messenger RNA, 1441 nt
Organism: Rosa rugosa (rugosa rose)
Lineage: Eukaryota; Viridiplantae; Streptophyta; Magnoliopsida; Rosales; Rosaceae
Exons: 1
Coding region: 371-1081 (236 amino acids)
Source: RefSeq, a predicted model, not a curated record